ACAAUCCGAGUUCUGACCGUUGGAAAUAUCAUUGUUGUGGUGAAGUGAAGUGAUGAUAACUCGUCCGCGGCCCGCAUGACGGGCGCCAUGUGGCGCGCGCUGGUGCCGGCGCUGCUGGUGCUGGCGGGCGGUGCAGGCGGCGACGGCGGCGGCUGCGCCGAGCCGCUGCCGGCGGGGUGCGCGUGCGGCGCGGCGGGCGCGGGCGCGGCGUGGGGCACGCGCCUCUCCUGCCGCGCCGCCGGGCUGCGCGUGCUGCCGCCUCUGCACGCCGCCCUGCUUGAACUGGACCUGUCGCACAACAACAUCACGACGUUGCCGCGCGGCGCGCUGCAGCCGGCCGCCUCGCUGCGCGACCUGAAUUUGUCGGCGAACAUACUGGAGUCCGUGUCGGCGGGCGCGCUGUGCGGCGAGGGCGGCGCGGGCGCCGUGCGGCUGGCGCGCCUCGCGCUCGACGGCUGCGGCCUGCACGCGCUGCCCGCGCAUGCGCUGCGGAAGCUGCACCACCUGCACUACCUGUCGGCGGACGACAACCUGCUGGAGGAGGUGGAGGCGACCGCGCUGGCGGGGCUGCGCGCGCUGCGCUCGCUCCGCCUCGCGCGUAACCGGCUGCGGGCGCCGCCGCGCGCCGCGCUGGCGCACACCAAGCGGCUGGACUUGCUGAACCUAGAGGGGAACCUCAUCUCGGAGCUGGGCCCCGACGCGCUGCCGCCGCUGCCAGAACUAAGGACACUGGUGGUGCGCCGCAACCGCAUCUCGCACGUGGACGAGCGCGCGUUCGCCGGCACCCCGGCGCUGCAGGUGCUACGGCUGGAGGAGAACCUGCUGUCGGAGGUGCCGGCCGCCGUGCAGCUGCUGCCCCAGCUCCGGGACCUGUCGCUGGCAAGCAACCGCGUGGAAUGGGCGGGCGCGGGCGCGCUGACGCGCUGCACGCGCCUGGCGCGCCUGGAGCUGCGCGACAACCCCUGCUCGAGGCUGCACGCGAGGGCGCUGGCACAGCUGCCCGCCCUCACCACGCUGAUCCUGUCGGACGCGCGCGGGCUGACCGAGCUCCCGUCGCUGGAGGGCGGCGAGCGGCUGCACACGCUGCGCGCCGACCGCGCGCGCCUGCGGGCGCUGCCGCUGGACCUCUGCGUGCACGCUCCUCAUCUACGGGUGCUGGCGGUGCAGUCCAACGAGCUGGAAGAUCUGCCCGACCUCCGCGAGUGUGGAGAGCUGCGAGUCCUGGAUCUGUCCUGGAACCGCAUCUCGUUCCUGGAGGGCGGCGCGCUGCGCGGGCUGCGUGCGCUGACCGACCUGCUGCUGGCGGGCAACCAUCUGCGACGGGUCCCGCGGCAGGCCUUCGCGCACACGCCCGGCCUGCGCACCCUAAACCUUGAAAGCAACGAAAUUGAACACAUUGACAUCGAAGCUUUUGUGCCCAUACCCAACUUAGAGGAUUUGAACGUGGGCAACAACGUGUUCCCGCUGCUGCCGGGCGGCGGGCUGCAGCGCCUGCGCCGGCUGCGCGCGCACAACAACCCGCGCCUCACCAGCUUCCACCCGCCCGACGUGUUCCCCAGGAUCGAGACGCUGGUACUGUCGUACGCGUACCACUGCUGCGAGUACAUGCCGCUGAUGGCGGCGGUGGACGGGGGCUGGGCGGAGCCCCCGCCGGAGCCCGACGACGACGAGGGGGGCUUCACCGACGAGGUGCUGCCCCUGCCGCCGCACGUCGACCUGGCGCGCUGGGCCAACUCCUCCGACCUCUGGGCGCACUACCUGAACUCGACGGGCGUGGGCGACACGUGGCUGCGCAAGGCGCUGUCGGCGUGGGGCGCGGACACGAAGCAGGAGCGCGGCGUGCGAGCGGCGCCCUCUAGGCGAGUCCGCUGCUUACCAUUACCUGGGCCGUUCCUCCCGUGCGUGGACCUGUUCGACUGGUGGACGCUGCGCUGCGGCGUGUGGGCGGUGUUCCUGCUGGCGCUGCUCGGCAACGGCACCGUCGUCUUCGUGCUAGUCUUCAGCCGCUCACGCAUCGAUGUCCCGCGCUUUCUGGUCACCAACCUGGCGGCUGCUGACUUCUUCAUGGGGAUCUACCUUGGGUUUCUGGCGGUGGUGGACGCGGGCACGCUGGGCGAGUUCCGCGCGCACGCCAUCGCGUGGCAGAUGUCGGGCGCCUGCCGCCUCGCCGGCUUCCUCGGCGUGCUGUCCUCCGAGCUGUCCGUGUACACGCUGGCCGUGAUCACGCUCGAGCGCAACUACGCCAUCACGCACGCCAUGCACCUCAACAAGCGGCUCUCGCUGCGGCACGCCGCCGCCGUGAUGGGCGCCGGCUGGGCCUUCUCGCUCGGCGCCGCCGCCCUGCCGCUGUUCGGCGUCUCCGACUACCGCAAGUUCGCCGUCUGCCUGCCCUUCGAGACGGAGAACCCCGCCGCGCUAGGCUACGUGGUGGCGCUGCUCGCCAUCAACGGCGGCGCGUUCCUCGUGCUGCUCGGCUGCUACCUCAAGAUGUACUGCGCCAUUCGCGGCUCGCAGGCCUGGAACAGCAACGACUCGCGCAUCGCCAAGCGCAUGGCGCUGCUCGUCUUCACCGACUUCAUAUGCUGGUCGCCCAUCGCUUUCUUCGCACUAACGGCCGCGUUCGGCGCGCAGCUCGUCUCGCUCGAGGAGGCCAAGGUAUUCACGGUGUUCGUGCUGCCGCUGAACUCGUGCUGCAACCCGUUCCUGUACGCCAUACUGACGAAGCAGUUCAAGAAAGACUGCGCGCUCGUGUGCAAGGCCAUCGAGGAGUCGCGCGUGACGCGGGGCAUCGGGCGCUGCCGGCACUCGUCCAACUUCAGCAACCGGCAGACGCCGGCCAACACCAACAGCCUAGCGGAGCGCUCGUCGCGCGGCCCGCACCAGCCCGCGUGCGCCUGCGCGUGCCGCCGCCUGCUGCCGCCGCCCGCCGCGCCGCCCGCGCCGCGCGCGCGCCGCCUGCUGCGCUGGCUGCGUGCCUGCGGCCGCCGCGGCCCGCGGCCCGCGCAGCAGGCGCCGGCGCCGCGCACGCGCACGGCCACCGGCGCCGCGCCGGCCCGCGCCGGCUCCGUGUCGUCGUCGGUGGAGUUCUCGUCGUCGCGCUCGGACUCGUGGCGCGCGUACGGCCGCGCGCCGCCGCCGCCGCGCCGCGCCGCGUCGUGGCUGGUGGCGCGCAAGACGUCGCAGGACUCGAACCUGUCGUCGUCGCGCAACGACUCGUCGGGCUCGAACGCGACGGCGUCGACGGGCACGUGGCGCACGACGCGGUCGGGCGGCAGCGCGGCGGGCGCGGGGCGGCCGCGGCUGACGCGGCAGCCGGCCGUGUCGGGCGAGGAGCCGCCGCUGUCGCCGCCGGGCGCCGCGCUGCCGCCGCCGCGGCUGCUGCACACCAUCCCCUCGGCGGCGGAGGGCGAGGCGCCGCCCGACGACCCGGAGCCGCCGCACAAGCCCGCGCCGUGA
Messenger RNA from Cydia fagiglandana, 3456 nucleotides. It is a transcript of the gene rk, whose product is annotated as lutropin-choriogonadotropic hormone receptor. NCBI's taxonomy places the organism in Eukaryota, Metazoa, Arthropoda, Insecta, Lepidoptera, Tortricidae. The transcript has 17 exons. Gene Ontology annotation, cellular component: plasma membrane. Gene Ontology annotation, biological process: hormone-mediated signaling pathway; adenylate cyclase-activating G protein-coupled receptor signaling pathway; activation of adenylate cyclase activity. The record is from RefSeq and is a predicted model, not a curated record. Gene Ontology annotation, molecular function: protein-hormone receptor activity; protein binding; G protein-coupled peptide receptor activity. Bases 76 to 3456 code for a protein of 1126 amino acids.